Coffea eugenioides is the source of this 1380-nucleotide messenger RNA. RefSeq lists its product as uncharacterized. Gene Ontology annotation, cellular component: plasma membrane. The record is from RefSeq and is a predicted model, not a curated record. Bases 448 to 1380 code for a protein of 310 amino acids. Lineage: Eukaryota; Viridiplantae; Streptophyta; Magnoliopsida; Gentianales; Rubiaceae. The transcript is spliced from 3 exons.
CUUCAAAGAGGAAAGCAUUUUUACUUUUUCUCUCGAAUCAUUCAGUUAUUGAGCUCCCAAAACUUUACUCUUCACUCUCUUCUCAAUCUAGGGCUUUUCUUUUCUCUAUCUCUCUCUCUCUCUCUCUCUCUCUCUCUCUUUCUUUGUUUUUGUUUAAAUAUCCCAUUUCCCAUUUCCGGAGCUCAAGAAAAAGGAUAAUUCAUUUUUGAAGUGAAAUAAAGGGUUUGAAGCACUGAUUAAUUGGUAUUGUCGAAAUUGUUUUGGUGGGAGCGGAGAAGGGUUUCUGAAUUUGGAGCCCUAGGGCUUACAAAUGAGAAAUGAUCUGAGAAAUUUCCGGUCCGUUUUGGGGUUUAGUAACUUCAGGUUUCACAAUGGAAAUAACCUGAACUGCUAGCGUGUUUUUGAGCUUGGAUUUCUCCAUGUUGCUGGAGGAGGGUUAGUGGAGUUAUGGAUUGUGUAAAGAGAAUUACGCGUCUUAAGGGUCCUUUCGGCCAUCAUUUCCUACUUUUUGCAAUUUGGUGUUGGUCUACCAUUCAGGAUGGAGUGGCUUUUCAAACACCACCAGAACCUGGGUAUAUUUCUUCCAAUUCAGAGUUAGCUAGUCCACCUGCUGCUGGACUAUUUGAACCCAUAGAAAUAUCACCAGCUGUUUUUCCGCAUUAUCCAAUUUCUGGGCAGCCUCUGCCACCAAUGUACCCUAUCUACCCAACAACGUAUGAGCCAGUCUUGACUGGAAGGUGUCCUGUAAAUUUCUCAGCCAUUUCAAGUAUCACACAGAAAACUGCAUCUGAUUGUUCCCAACCGCUUGCGGCAAUAGUAGGAAAUGUCAUAUGCUGCCCACAGUUGGGUAGCUUACUUCACAUAUUCCAAGGAUUUUAUAGUAAGAAUUCCAGUAAUUUAGUUUUGCAAGAUGCUGUUGCUGAUGAUUGUUUUAAAGAUAUCAUCAGUAUAUUGGCCAGCAGAGGGGCAAACAGCUCGCUACCUGUAAUCUGCUCUGCUAAGUCAUUAAAUAUCACUGGUGGUUCUUGUCCUGUGAAGGAUAUAACGACUUUUGAGAAAACAGUGAACACUAGCAAAUUAUUAGAGGCUUGUACCACGGUGGAUCAUCUAAAAGAGUGUUGCAGACCAAUCUGUCAGCCUGCGAUUAUGGAGGCUGCAGUACAGAUUUCAGGGCUACAAUCUGUGAUGACCGGUAACAAGGACAUAGCUGCUGCUCCAUCUAGUGUUGACACCAUAAAUGAUUGUAGAGGCGUUGUGUAUUCCUGGAUUUCAAGUAAACUCCCAUUGGAAGAUGCCAAUUCUGUGUUUCGGAUGUUAUCUGCCUGCAAAGCUAACAGAGGUAUUUUUUUUGUAUCUUCCAUUGUUUCUUCUAUGCUCUGA